AAUUUGGUACCGUUCACUGGCUCCAUGGAAUACGAAGAAGCAAAAUUGCCAGCAUCUCUCCCAUCAUCAUCUUCAGAAGAAGAAGAAACAGCAGACCCAUCGACGCCAUUUAACAGCAGCGAUUGCAAGGAGUAUGUGAUGAGCGAAGUUCACUUGGGCUGUCCUCCUCGUUCUUUAGGGCCCCAUAUCUCCUGCUUCACCUUCCCAAUCCCUCCAGGUACCAAGAGGCAUAGUGGCGCUGAUCUUGUCAAAUUCGAAGGAGCUUCGACAUGCCCAGAGAUUAGUUUCGAUGGAGAUGGUGAUCUUGUUCUACCACGACGAAGCAAACCAUCUAACAAUAGUUCUGGAGUGAUUAUCCAGCAUAAUAUCACAUCAUCAAUUCCCAAUGUCGGAUUGCAGGUAGUAUGGAGGGCUGAGUUGGCAUUAGCUGAUUUUGUGCUGCAUAGGGUGUUUACAUCAUCAGACUUUGACGGAAUUGUUUCAUUAGAACUUGGUGCUGGUACAGGGUUGGUUGGUAUAUUGUUAGCACGUGUUGCCAAGACUGUUUUCCUUACAGACUGUGGUGUUGAAAUCCUCGGUAACUGCACUGCAAACGUUCAUCUCAACUCUAAGACGUAUAGUAAUAAUGAAACUUCAGUCUAUGUACGUGAACUUGAUUGGAAGAAGUCAUGGCCCCCUAUUGUCGGGUUAGAUAAAUUGUCAUCUGAAAACAGAUAUGUGUGGACCCCAUCAGAAAUUGAAGUAGCUCAGGAAGCUUCAUUGAUCUUAGCUGCUGAUGUAGUUUACAUUGAUGACCUGACCGAUGCACUUUUCAAUACUGUAGAGAAAUUAAUGUCGCAAGGUUCUGAAAAGGUGUUAUACCUGGCAUUAGAAAAGCGCUACAACUUCAGUCUCUAUGAUCUUGAUAUUGUUGCAAAUGGGUAUUCACAUUUCCUAAGUUAUCUGAGGGAAGAGAGAGUUGAUAAUGCAGAGUGCAUGGAGCUUGAAGAUGGAUUAUUGCCAUGUUUUGUUGGCAAGCGCAUUGAUCUUGCACAGAUCCCACAAUAUGUGAGAGAGUAUGAGAGAGGAAGUGAUGUAGAGAUUUGGCAGAUUAAGUAUGUCUCUUCCAAACUGACCAAGAAAUUAUCAUGUCAAGAGGAGUAGUUUGUAUUUAUGUACAUCUUAGUAUUUUUGUU
Messenger RNA from Telopea speciosissima, 1175 nucleotides. Its product is annotated as methyltransferase-like protein 22. The coding region runs from base 25 to 1143 and encodes 372 amino acids. Gene Ontology annotation, molecular function: protein methyltransferase activity. The record is from RefSeq and is a predicted model, not a curated record. NCBI's taxonomy places the organism in Eukaryota, Viridiplantae, Streptophyta, Magnoliopsida, Proteales, Proteaceae. Gene Ontology annotation, biological process: protein methylation. The transcript has 9 exons. Gene Ontology annotation, cellular component: nucleus.